Molecule: messenger RNA, 4452 nt
Organism: Protopterus annectens (West African lungfish)
Lineage: Eukaryota; Metazoa; Chordata; Ceratodontiformes; Protopteridae
Gene: CIB1
Product: calcium and integrin binding 1
Exons: 7
Coding region: 289-861 (190 amino acids)
Molecular function (GO): calcium ion binding
Source: RefSeq, a predicted model, not a curated record
AAUAAAUUGAGACUUAUAUAAUCCACCACAGGUAAUUGUUACGCGGUGUACGUCACGCACAAACAAACACGCACACCGAAUUUAGCAUUUUACUUAUCUGCUGAACAGUACCAUAAAGAAGAACACACCCAGUAAUGACACAUUAGGAGGGUUGUAAAGCUGGUUUGUUGCCACGGUGACAACGCGCGUCACGUCAAGGACUUGUCGUUAGCAUAAAGUACAACUAUUCCCGGAAGUUUUGCAGUAACUUUGUAGUCGAGCUAAUUCACUGCUAAAUCCAUUGCUGGGAUGGGAGGCUCGAGCAGCGCGAUCUCUAAGGAUCUACUUUCCGAAUACCAGGAGCUCACAUUCUUGACCAAACAAGAGAUUCUGCAUGCUUAUCAGAAAUUUGGUGAUCUACUGCCAGAGGGUCAGAAGAACGAUGUCUUGAAGACGAGAGCUACAAAAGAGAAAAUCCUUUCCUUGCCAGAGUUAAAGGCUAACCCCUUCCGAAAUCGGAUCUGCCAUGUGUUUUCUACCUCAGAUGACCAUGAUGGCAGUAUGUCAUUUGAAGACUUUCUGGACAUGCUUAGUGCCUUCAGUGACUCCGCCACUGCAGAAAUCAAAUCCCACUAUGCUUUCAGGAUUUUUGAUUUUGAUAAUGAUGGAACCUUGAAUAAAGAAGACCUGUGGGAGUUGGUGAACUGCUUGACAGGAGAAGCAGAGGACACAAAACUCAGUGAUGCUGAAAUGGAUCAACUUAUCAAGAAUAUCCUAGAAGAAUCUGACAUUGACAAAGAUGGUACUGUGAAUCUUUCUGAAUUCCAGCAUGUUAUUUCCAGAUCUCCAGAUUUUGUCAGUUCAUUCAAGAUCGUGCUGUAAAGUCACAGGAAGUUCUGAAUAAAAUGUUAAGCAUAAUCCCUUUAUGUUCAACCUGUUAUCUGGAGAAACCUUAGCAGGGGAAAUUGUCAAACCUGGAAGACAAUAUAUUCAGAAGAAGCAAAGCAGCAUAUUGUUUAAUUACUGAACUUCUUGACAACUGAAUUAUCUAACUGAUAAGCUUUUUGUAAAAUUUUACUUUUUUAACUCAAGUAAAAAUCUACAGCAGCCCAUUAUUUUGUACAGCUUUUCUCAGCUAGUGUGUGUGGUAAUAUAAACCACUGGUUAGUACCUGUUAAUUAAAACUUGAUUUUGAAUUAUAUAACUACCUCUUCCUCACUAACAUUGUUAGUUAACCACUAUCUCUGCUCAGUCUCAGAGCUGUCUGACCCUCCACGUCUGCAAUAAAAGCAUUCUUAUUUUUCCCUCCUCUUCAGCUGGUAGGUAGAUGGAAUGAUGAUUACACAAAAGGUUAUACUGAAAUGCAGUUGGACUCUAUAUGCUGUUCCUGUACUUUAGAUGGUUAAACUUAUUUAUAGUGUGUCUUAAUUAAUACUUUUGUGUUUGUCCAGUUAAGAACAAGAACCCAAAUCCAAAAAACAAGUAACUUGAGCAGGUGACAUUUUAGAUUUUAAUUAUUGCCAUUCUUCUGUUGUGUUUAAUAAAGUAUACGUUUUAGAGUCCAAAGAAAGUUCUGAAAUUGGGAAUAUUUUGGAGGUGUGCCUUUUAGAGGUAGAAAUGGCAGAGUUGUGCAGUAGAAGCAUGCUGGACCCAUAACCCAGAAGUCAAUAUAUCAUAACCAUCCUCUGCUAGGUAAGCAGGAGGAAGCAUGUUUAGCAGUUUAGCAUAGGGAAUUAUAGCUAGAAGCUGCUUACAAGCUUCAUCCUAUAGUAUUGAGCUUGAUUCUGCCAGUCUCAUUUUGUUUGGUUGUUAGCACAGAGGAUUAAAGCCGUAAACUUAACCUGUUUUCUGUAAUCCAGUGUGUGAUUCCCUCAGAUUUCAUUUGCUUAAUAUGGAACUCUAAGCAAGUCACUUAACCAGACAUCACUCUGGGGCAGUUUGAAAACUGGUAUAGGCUCCUCAGUGAUCUGUUUGAUCGCAUGCCUUAUAGCAACCUAUGCAAAAUGCUGGACAUUUAUGUAACUUAACACCAUUUUUAUUAAUAUAUUUCAUCAAAAAAGCACUUUACAAAACUGAAGAAACUGAAACAUGCAUGCCUUAAACAAAAACCUAGGAAAAAUAAAGUAUUCACAAAUUACAGUAAAUUUAAAAUUGUAAUUAAAGACUACUACGAUGCUACAUAGGUGGCAAAGGAUGGAAUAUUGUGUGAUGUUCAACUUUAGACUUUAUAUAAUAGAGAGGAAAAACAUAUAUACUAAAUGUAAAAUCAUCUUUUAUAUAUGUAUGAUUCUUUAAAGCAUCUGAAAGCUUUUGCACUUUAUAUUAAAUGUCUUAAAAGCUGUCCCUUUACUUUGUGUUGAGAAACAUUUGUACCUGAUAUCCAGUAUUAAAAUGAAGGUGACGAGGUAUAAUGUAAAGCUAUGGAACCAAACUGUUUAAUAGAUGAUGCUAAUGGUGGCAGUAGAAGGUUAAGUAUUUAAGUGAUUUGCCAUGAUAUAAUACAGCUGUGUAGCACGUUAGCCAGUUUUUGUCAAUUUUACAUUGCACCUCAGAGAGUUUUAUGCGUGGAUAUGGCUGCACAACACAAAAUUGCACUUAAAAAGAUUUACAAGCAGACAUGAAAAUGGAAAGUAUUGGCUGAAUUGCUGUUUGCUGUUUUUCAUGAUAAAAUUACUGGGAUAUCUUAAGAUACUGGAUUUUUUUAUAAUCCUGAAUUUUGUUGCUUUACUUUAGUUGUCAUUUUUCGAUGGAACUGAAUACUGUCAGCAUUCACUAAUACUGUAUCUUCGCACAGAAAAUACAUGUUGACUUCACUGGCCCUUCUUUCUACUUCUUGAAAUAUUGAUUUCAAGUUUAUUUAAUCUUUUUGUCUAUAUGAAUCAUUGACAUCUGCCAUGCUUACUGGUGUAUGGAGCAAUUGAUCAAAGUCCCUUUAGUUUGGUGCCAUCUGGCAGUAUACAGUCCAGCUGAGUAGCAUUCAUCGAAUGUGCUUGCAUGUUGAGUAUGCAUAUCUUAUGACACUGAAAGCUCAGACAUCACUUCUGAAAGUGUAUUGGGAGUGAGGAUUUUUGUGAUAUUUCAGACGCAUGCAUAUGUGGUCACUUGGUUACAGGUAGGAAAUAAAUAGGGUGUGUAUGUGUGAGUGAGCAAAAGUGCGGUGAAGGUGAGAGACUGGAAAUUUGCGGUGUGUUUUGGACUUUGUAAUACUCUGUUAACACAGGUGGGGGUAGCACUGUAUGUGGAUAGUACAUCUUUGAGAAUGGAGAUGUGUUCUCUGUUUGGGAGUGGUUGUUGGAGGGUGUGGGUUGUGUGAAAGGUUUUGUGUGAGACAAAGGGUUGUGCAUCUCUGCCACGAUCAGUACUUGCCCCAAGGUAAGUGUGAUCUCAGAAUUGAUAUUAUGUUUUUGUCUUUUUGGGAAAGGGGUUGUGUGUGCAUUGGGUUAGUGGACAUUGAAUGGUGUGCUGGUCAAGUUUGAGUGAAUGUGCAUGCAUGCAUUUACAAUAUGUGUGGUGUCAAUAUACAGGGUAGUCAUCGAGUGUGCUCACUAGCCUGACAGUUUAAAAGACCAUAUCUGCUUGCCUGACUUCUUCCAUGUACAGUUUUUAGUUUCAUUCCACUGUGACUGCCACCUUUAUUUUUGAUUCUGUUUGUGCCAUUCAACCUGACUGGCACAAUGGUCCUUUCACUCCUUUUUUCAGGUUGAACUUAAGAUGUUUUAGGUUAUUUUAAGUGAGCAGUACCACAGUAAUUAUUAGAAUUUUCAAUGACUUUAAAGUUUCAUUCCUAUGUAAUGAAAUAUGCACAUUGGAUGUAAUACAAAGCAUAUUGCAUCUGUUGUCAGAUAAGUAGAAGACAGUUUCACCUUGUAUGACUUACAAAGCUGUAACCCAACUCAAGCUUUAUUCUUCAUCACAGAUAUUCAUGAGCAUUGUAAUUUUAGCACUGAGAAGAUUUAUGUUGGUUUAAACAGUAUUGUAAAUAAGAUUAAAUGAUUUUAAAGUACUGUAUAAACAGUUAAAUGUAGUGAAGCCAUGCCAUUGUUUUUUUCCAUUUAGCUGUGAAAACAGGUUUAAAAAUAGCUCCCAACUAAAGUCUCCACCAUAAGGACCAAAAAAGUUAAUACCACUUCUUUGAGACUGCACAGUCGAAGUUCUUCAAACAACCCAUAAAUAUUGAAUUAAGUCUCUUAAUGAAUCUUCUUGCCAUGUGAAGACAAAAAUUCUAAGUAUCCUAAUCUCCAUUAAGAUUAUGAAUGAACUGCAUUGUAAACAUUUCAUAUGUGAAUUGCAUCUGUCAUGCUUUGAAUUGUUUACUUAUGAAAUUUCAAUUAUGACUGAAGAUUUUCAUAUACAACUGUUUAACAGUUUAUAUAUGAAUCAUGUCUUAUUUUUAGAUGAGUGCUUAUUUUAUAUGAAAUUUCUGUUCUUACUGAAAAUCUGUUUGAAAUAUAAUAAAUAUGUUCUUAUACAAAU